This is a messenger RNA of Salpingoeca rosetta, 4102 nucleotides long. RefSeq lists its product as uncharacterized. The transcript has 6 exons. The record is from RefSeq and is a predicted model, not a curated record. Lineage: Eukaryota; Choanoflagellata; Craspedida; Salpingoecidae. The coding region runs from base 602 to 3880 and encodes 1092 amino acids.
CAUCAACGGGUGACGUGACUGUGCGACUGUGUUUUUUGCUGAGUCGCAAGCCGCUGCCGCUGCCGCUGCUGCUUGUUUGGCGCAGCGUCACGACCAACAACACAUCCACCAACCAACCCGCACACCGCGAGGGCUUUGUCACAGACACAACUUUUUUGUCUGCUUGCUUUUGCUUGCUUGUUUUGUUGUUGUGAGUGAGUUGCCUGUUUUGUUUGUCUUGUGGCUGAGUGUGCCAUUUUCCACUCGUACGCCAGCCAGACAACAGAGACCCGUUGCACUGAGGAACGAAGAGCAAAACGCCGACAAGCAAGCAAAGAAGCAAGCCACCCCCUCUCUCCCAGAUACGCACGCACGCACACACGCACCGGCUCGCAUCGGAACGACAGCCGCAACCCGCUUCAACCAACUGCAACCAGCCCGCAACCUUGUCUUUCCCCCCCCCCUCCUUUCCGCCGGACAGCCCACUCGUCUUAUCUCUCCUCUCCGCAGGACAACUCAACUUUCUCUCCUCUCGCCUCCGCAGGACACACAUACACACACGCACACCAACUUUGAUCUCACCCUCAUCACCCCCACGGACCCCAACAAAAGCAACGCCAAGAUGAGUCUGAACUCGCUCGACAACCUCACCUUCACGCCGCUCAACAAGGACGCGCAAAAGGUGGUUAUUGCCGCGGACGGACGCGCAUACAACCGGACAACCUUGGAGGAGUACUUUGCCAUGUUUCCAGACAAGGCCCGCAUCACGUCGCCGCUCACGGGAGAACGCAUGACAGACACGAUCCGCGACCUCACCUUGGCGGAGUCCCUGGAGCUGCAACACCAAAACGUCUCGUUCUACCACGACGAUGAAGAAGAGGGCAUCUUUGACGCCGACGCCAGCGUCAUUGCAAGCUUCAACGAGGUCAUGCCGGAGGCCAUCCGCACCCUGCUGGCUCAGGACUUUGGCGGCCUGCUUUCCACGGACACGGUGCCGCACAUUGUCUCGAUUGGCCCAGAGAACAUUGGCAAGAGCCUUGCCCUGCAGCGCCUGAUUGGGCGCCCGCUGUUCCCCGUCGCCAACGAGCUCAUGACCCGCAUGCCAACCAUGGUCAAGCUGCGCCACGGGCCCACCCGAAUGCCCACCGUCUGGGUGCAGUACGCGCAGGACGACGAGGCCGCGGGCGCAGUGCAGGGCGACAAGAAGGCCGUGCGUUGCCGCGCCUUCACGGGCGAGCACGCGGGCGAGACGGCUGAGCUGCUGGAGGACGCCGUGCCCGUGCCCUGGCUCGCCGAGGCCAUCAAGGAACGCAUGGCCACGCUCAUGGCCGAGGAGAAGGACGAGCAGGGCCGCCUGCUGCGCGUCAGCCUCAAGUACGAGAUUGUCGUCGAGCUGCACUCGCCGUACUACUUCAACGCUGACAUCCUCGACCUCCCCGGCAUCAUCCAGGCCGAGGGCCACAACUACGCCCCGCGGCCCGAGGACACGCAGGACCUGGCCAAGCGCUACGUGCGCCGCUACCGCGACAACGCCCUCUUCCUCCUCACCAGCAAGGUCACCACGCCCGCCAACCAGAACCCGGCCAUGCAGCUGCUGCACGAGGAGCACCUCGACCACGUGGCCAUUGGCGUCAUCACUCACGCCGACCAGUACCCGACGGACCUCCUGCAGUACGGUGACCCAAACCACUUUAUCAACGCAGAGUACGGCUGGACGCCGCUCGCCGCAGGCCUGGGCCAGGACGUGCGCGCCAUCACAGCCAGCGUGCUGCACGCCCUGUCCACCAGCGAGCAGCAGGAGAUGGCCAGGCUGCAGCCGCCGACGCAGAACAGGGACCGCUUCCACAUGGGCGGCAUCAAGGCGCUGCGCCGCUGCGUGUGUGACGGCCUCGAGCACUUUUUCGGCCACGUGAUCAUCGGCCAGCUUGUGCAGAUGCUGAGCAUGCACUACCGCAAGAACAGCGAGGCAAUCGCCGCCCUUGGUGUCCCCUUUGAGGACCCAACAACAAAAGCAGCAACACCAACAACCUCUGGGCAAGGGGAAGCGUCGAAUGGCGAAGCUAGCUCCGACGACGAGUAUGAUGAUGAUGCCACGCUGACUACGUAUGCGCAAUAUGCACAGCCAUGCUCCGUGGUGCAGGCUGCCGUGCGUGAACGCACCAUCCGCGCCCUGACAGAGCGCAAGGCGGAGCUCUACGCGGCCAUGCGCGACAGGGUUGAGCAGCUCAUCCAGCCCUUCCACGACCUCCACGACCACCUGCUGCAGCAGUGCAAGACAUUUGCGCCCAGCAGCCCGCUGCCGAGCGCUGAGAUGCGGCGCUUUGCCGGCAACCUCAUGGCCGACGUGCGCCAUCAGGUCGCCGACCUUGAGCGGGAGCUGCGCAACAACAACUGCUUCUCCGCGCUCGUGCGCGACUUUGUGCGCACCACCCUGACCGCCGACGCCAGCGCCGUGCGCCUCGAGCGCUUUGGUGCGCACAUUCGUGCUGUCGCAGACUCUGCGGCGGCCGUGGUGGCCGAGCGCGUGGACCAGGGCGCCGCAGAGUGUGUGAGCGCCUUCAUGCAGGAGCAGCUGCGCAAGACGUCCCAGCUGUUCUCCUUCUGCAACAAGCGCCUCGUGUACCGCCUGGUACCCGCCGCCAGCGCAGCGGACCCAGCAGCCGCGCCCACGCUCGGCGACUUGGUCGAGUUUGACAUGGCCGGCGCGCUCACGUUUGACUUUGAGCGCGACAUUGUGCAGAGCGCCGUGCCGGAGACAACCGGCAUUGACACCACCGAGGACGCGCGUGUCACGCCAACGCCAAGCGCGCUCACCCGCACGCCCUCGGGCAACGACGCUGCUGCCACAACGGGUGGGGAGGACGCGCGUGUGCCCAUCACGGAGCAGCGGCGGGAGCUUCUCUCUGCCCGCGCGCGCAUGGACCGUGCCCUGGCGGAGGUGUGCGUGCUGCGCCAGCAGGUGUACGAGAAGGACGUGGAGAACGACAAAGCACGCGCACGGCGCUUCGACGAGCUGGAGAAGCUGCCCACCGCAACCGACAGCGUGCGCCGCGUUGCCGAUCGCUUGAACGACCCGGAAUGCAACAUCUCCCGCAUCACGAUUUCGGUCGAUCCCAGUGAUGGCUCUGAGCUUCUGCUUGGCUUUGCAGCACAUGCCACCUCCGUCGGCGAGCUCACGAUCACGGGCCUGCUGCAAGACAGCACACUGCGCCGCAUUGUCCAGUGCAUCAACACCGCCCACGAACUGCGCCACAUCAGCUUCUGUGAGAUGGCGUUUGGAGAGCGGCAGUUCAAGACCCUCCUGGAAACUCUUGCCGCCCACAUCAACCUCGACACCAUCACGUUUGAGGCGUGCGGCCUCACCGAUGACAACAUCCCUGCUCUUGUGGAUCUCAUCGAAUCCGACUGGCGCUGCACCGUCAUCAGCCUCCCUGGAAACAACUUCAGCGACGACGGCUGGCAGGUGCUGCAGCAGGCGGCACACGAACACAGGCAAAGCGAGGCGCUUGCGCGCUGGCUGGCCUACAACACCCUCCAUCCCACGUCAGAGAACGACGUCGUCAGCGUGUUUGUGACGGAGGAACCGGCAAUCAAGCCCUUCCUCUCACAGGACAGAACGGAGCGCGGCCCGACAAUCGAGGAUUUGUCGACGGAGGGCGAGGAUUUGGCGGCGGAGGGCGACGAUGGGAUUCCUGAGUUCAAUGGCGUCAAGUUGGAGCGCAAGGAGGACCUGCUGCGCCUCGCACAGGGGCCUGACGACUUCUACGAAUUCACACAGCACAUGCCGCUGCCCACGACGAUCCACGUUGCAAACCUGCUGGGCGCAGACGUCGCUGAGAAUGCAGGGCGGGACGAUGUCACUGCCGCCAUUCUCAACCACUUGCCAUCCCUCUACGCUUGAACUGCCUUGACCAGCACACGUUAAAGCUGUCAUUGUGGUGUGUGUGUGUGUGUGUGUGUGUGUGUGUGUGUGUGUGUGUGUGUGUGUGUGUGCACUGAAUUGGACUUGCUCGGAUCAUGUCGACCACUUAUGUUUGAGUUGUUUUCUGUUUGCGUUCCGCCUAUUAAUCGAUGUGUACUGUUUCCUGCCGUCAUCUCACCAGUAAAGUCAUCCUCUGCAAAA